Molecule: messenger RNA, 579 nt
Organism: Penicillium longicatenatum
Lineage: Eukaryota; Fungi; Ascomycota; Eurotiomycetes; Eurotiales; Aspergillaceae
Exons: 2
Coding region: 1-579 (192 amino acids)
Source: RefSeq, a predicted model, not a curated record
AUGCAGUUCAACACCACCAAGCUUAUGCUGCUCUCUAUGUUUGUUACUAGUCUCGUUGCUUCUCCUAUUGCAAACCAGGAACAAGGUAGUGACUUUGUUGAACAUUAUCGUCAAGUCGGUAAAAACGGCGGAACUUUGAUCUACUACGGCCCUGCAAAUAGCACUGAGAUUGGAGACUCCAAUAUAUCCAACACACAAAGUCUCCAGAAACGUGCGAGCUGUGGAACAUCCAGCACCACCCCCACGUGCAGCACAGAUCAUGCAGCACGGAAUGACGUGUGCACUACCCUUGUAAAUGAGCUCUACAAUGACGCCGAUGUCAAGGUCCAGGAAUCGCCACGCCAGAUUUGCUACCUAGGCGACUCAGCUAGUAACGAAUACUGCUGCGUAUCAUGGGACAAGCCAGUCAAAAUUUUGACCAAAGGUGACCUAGCACCUUUCGCUAGCAAAAUCGUAUCCGAUUGUACCUCGAAUGGAAUCUCGGGCAAGACAUCGGGUAUCCAUAUUGUUUCCGCUUACAAGAGGAUUGGCAAUGAUUGUAACUCUGUUUGUGUUUCAAACCGUGGAACGCAUUGCUAA